This is a messenger RNA of Apis laboriosa (Himalayan honeybee), 1904 nucleotides long. RefSeq lists its product as uncharacterized. The transcript has 6 exons. The coding region runs from base 1 to 1863 and encodes 620 amino acids. NCBI's taxonomy places the organism in Eukaryota, Metazoa, Arthropoda, Insecta, Hymenoptera, Apidae. Gene Ontology annotation, molecular function: calcium ion binding; RNA binding. The record is from RefSeq and is a predicted model, not a curated record.
AUGGAAGAAUAUCCACCUAUUAAUAUUCGUUUAGCAGUAAACAGAGCCGAUUUAAAUUUAUUAAAAAAUAAAGAUAUACAACCUCGAAUAUAUACUCCUGGAGAAGAAAUUUCUAGUCAAUCUGAUUUCUUAAGAGGACAUGGAACAUAUGUAGAUGACGAAAAUACAUUACGUGCAUCUGUAGCUGGUAUUUUAGAAAAAGUAAAUAAGCUUAUUUCGAUAAAACCUUUAAAAGCACGUUAUCAAGGUGAAAUAGGAGAUGUAGUUGUUGGACGUAUAACUGAAGUACAACAAAAACGAUGGAAAGUUGACACAAAUUCCAAACUUGAUUCUGUAUUAUUACUCUCCAGUGUUAAUUUACCAGGUGGAGAAUUGAGAAGAAGAUCAGCUGAAGAUGAACAAACUAUGAGACGUUAUCUUCAAGAAGGAGAUUUAAUUUGUGCAGAAGUACAAAGUACUUUUGUAGAUGGUUCUCUUUCAUUACAUACUAGAGUUUUAAAAUAUGGUAAAUUAUCUCAAGGUAUAAUGUUAAAAGUUUCACCAGCUCUUAUAAAACGGAAAAAGACACAUUUUCACACUUUAGAAAAUGGUGCAAGUUUAAUAUUAGGAAAUAAUGGUUAUAUAUGGAUUGGAGCUAGUAGACAAGAUACUGAUAGAUCAGAAGGUGGUUUCACACAGGACUUAUCAAGAAUUCCUCAAGUAAACCGUGAAGUUUGUGCACGAUUACGUAAUUGUAUUUUAAUUUUAGCACAAUGUAAUAUCCAACUUACAGAUACAUCUGUUACAUAUGCUUAUGAAGAAUCUAUGAAAUAUAAAGUAAAUGAAUUAUUGGAACCUGAAUUACACCAAAGAAACAUGGAUGCAUGUUUUACUGCAUUUGAUAAAGAUGGAGAUGGAUAUUUAUCUAUUACAGAAUUUGAAUUUAUUUGUCGUGCACUAUUUCGCAAUGAUCGUGGAAAAGUAUAUAAUGUUGAAGAAAAUCAAUUAAAAGAAAUAUAUUCAGUAUUUGACUUGAAUGGAGAUGGAAAAAUUGAUAGAGAAGAAUUUGAAAUAUGUUGGAACCGUUGGAUUAAAAUAUGCACCCGUCCAAAGAGUGCAUUUUUAAUUGUGGAUGUUCAAAACGACUUUAUAACAGGUUCUUUAAAUAUUAAACAAUGUGCUGCACAACAUGAUGGUUCAGAAGUAAUUGACCCAAUUAAUCGUUUAUUGGAAACUGUACAAUUUGAUGCAGUAUUUUAUUCUCUUGAUUGGCAUCCUAUAGAUCAUGUAUCUUUUAUUGAUAAUUUACAUCUAAGAGAAAUUGAUCCCAGUAGUGGAACCUCAAAAGAAACAGCACAAGUUUAUGAUACUAUAACAUUUAGAGGUCCACCAUUAUUAAAACAACGUCUAUGGCCUCGUCAUUGUAUUCAAGAUUCUUGGGGUGCUGAACUUCAUAAAGAUCUGAAAAUUAUAGAUAAUGCAAUUAAAAUAUAUAAAGGAACUAAUUCAGAAGUAGAUUCAUAUUCAGUCUUUUGGGAUAAUAAAAAGAUGAUGGAAACAAGUUUAUCUUCACAAUUACAAGAAAAAGGGGCAACUGAUAUAUAUAUAUGUGGAUUAGCCUAUGAUGUUUGUGUUGGAGCUACUGCUGUAGAUGCACUUACAAGCGGUUAUCGGACUAUUCUCAUUGAUGAUUGUAGUCGAGGAGUAGAUCUUGUUGAUAUUGAAAAAACUAAAGCUACUGUUAUAGCUAAUAAUGGAGUAAUUGUAAAUUCAAGUCAAGUAAAAGCAAUGGUUGAAGGAAAAGAUCGCCGACCAGAACUUGGAUAUAAGUUAGCUAUAGAAAUUAAACAAAAAUUAACUUUUGUAGAUGACGAUAAUCAGUAAUUUUAUUUUCUUGUAAUUUAAAAAAUAGUACAAAAUGUUAU